AUGGCCACCACCGUAUCUAAACCGGCCACCCCGAUCGUGCAGUCUCUGGAUGGCGCUCGCAGGCUGCCCGUCGCCUUCAGAUCCGACAACUGUUCCUUGAGCUAUCCGUUGGGGAAACACGUCAUCCACGAGGUCUCCAACAUCUCCUUCAGCCAUCUGGCCUGCGAGGACCAGGCCGCCGUGGUUGUCCACUGGUCUGCAAGUCCGCUAGGGAUCGAACACGUUAAAGGUUUCAGAGUUUACCUGGAGGAGAAAAGUCCUGAGGGGAAGCAGUGUCAGCACCUCCUCCUCAAAGACCCGCGGCAGCUCAACUUCUCCUACAGGAACACGAAGCUGAGCAGCCAGCCGUUCGGCGGGUUGACCUUUGACACCGACUACAUGAUUCGUGUGGUUCCUUUCCCGUCUCUGAUGAACGAAAGUUUCUUCCCUCCGUCCUUCCUCCGGACCAACUCGUGUGAAGUCCUCCUCGGACCAGACAACCUGGUCUGCAAACCCUUCUGGAGGCCGAAGAGCCUGAACGUGUCUCAGCUCGGCUCGAACCUUCACGUGGUGUUCGAUCAGGCUCCGCCCUCCUUCGGGUUCCACUUCUACUUCCUGUACUACAAGCUGCGACAGGACGGCCUCUUCAGACUCCAGCGCUGCAAACCAGACACAAACCACGCCAGAACGACCUGCGUCCUCCAGGACGUCACUCCAGGAACCUACAUUAUAGAGCUGAAAGACGACGGGAACACGACCCGGAGACAAACCCAGUACCACGUCAGUCAGGUCCACUCCCCGUGGGCGGGGCCUAUCCGUGCCAUGGCCAUCACCGUGCCGCUGGUCGUCAUGUCGGCCUUCGCCACCCUCUUCACCGUGAUGUGUCGCAAGAAGCAGCAAGAGAACAUCUACAGCCAGCUGGACGAGGAGAGCAGUGAGUCGUCCAAUCAGAGCGCAGCGAUGAACAACGAGCGCCCUCGGCCACGCCCAAAAGUCUUCGUCUGUUACUCCAGCAGAGACGGUCCCAAACACACCGGUGUCAUCCAGAGCUUCGCCUACUUCCUGCAGGACUUCUGCGGCUGUGAGGUUGUGCUGGACCUGUGGGAGCACCUGGAGAUGUGUAAAGAAGGCCAGGUGUCGUGGCUCAGCCGACAGCUGGACGAAGCUAUCAUCAUCGUCGUCGUCUGCUCCAAAGGCCUACGAUAUUUUGUGGAGAAGAAAAGUCGCCGGGGGAAGACGCCGGUCGGUCGCCGUGGUAACAGCAGCAGCUCUCAGACAGGCGGGUCAGGCGGCGACCUGUUCGUCGUGGCCGUGGCCAUGAUCGCAGAGAAGCUGCGGCUGGCGAAGCAGAGCGAGGGGGGCGGCGACCUGAGCCGCUUCAUGGCGGUCUACUUCGACUACUCCACAGAAAACGACGUGCCCACCACGCUGAGUCUGGCUCCCAGGUUCAAGCUGAUGGACCAGCUGCCUCAGCUCUACAGCCGGCUCCAGGCGGGUCAGUCGGGUCUGGCUGAUCAGGAACAGCUGCCCAUCAACGUCUCCAGGAGGAACUACUUCCGGAGCAAGUCCGGACGCUCGCUCUACGUUUCCAUCUGCAACAUGCACCAGCACAUCAGUCAGGAUGCGGACUGGUUCGAACACCAGCUUUCUCCUGCAGGACCUUCAUCCGAGUCUUCAGGACCGGCUCCAAGCCCCGCUCCAAAGCCUGCCGGCCCCCCGCUGCCUCAGCCCGAGCACAGGUUUCACUCUGGCUUGGGGCUGAACCAGGUGGUGGUGAGGACGCCAUCACUGGAUGGGGCUGAUGGAGCGCCGAGGAGGAACGUGCUCCUGCAGGCCUCCAGCUCUAGUCCCAGUCCCAGUCCUGGUCUUUGUCCCAGUCCAGACCUGCCUCACUGCUCUGCAUCAACGCAGGGAUCCACCUCAAGAGCCUCCACCGGAACUGGAACAUCUGGAGGGUUACCUGAAGAACCCUCCUCGUCCUCAGCUCCCCCCAUCCUUCAGGAUGAGGUGUGUCCUGCCCCCGCCCACAUUGAAGAGGACCAUUCUUCAGCUCCAGAAGUCCCGCCUCCUCGCGACUCUGGCAUCUACGAUUCGUCCGUCCCGUCGUCGGAGCUGUCCAUCCCUCUGAUGGAGGGGCUGCUGCAGGACCAGGUGGACUCGUCCUCCCUGGCAGACAGCGAGUCGUCUUCAUCGGGGCUGGGUGACGAGGAGGCGCCCACGCUCACGUCGCUCCGCUGCGGCACCGUUUGCAAAGCCGAGCACCGUCAGCUGGAGCGCGGCGGCGCGCACGCAGCGUCGCUGUAGGCGGCGCUCCGAGCCAAUCGGGAGACGCCAUCAGACGGCUAGGUGCCGUCGUUGUCAUGGAAACCAAACCAGAAGACUUGAGAAGCAUCGGAGUCCUGGAGCCGUGGUUUGUGGGGGCGGUUCUGGAACCGAGGUUGUAACCACGACACGUGACGCUGCGUUUUAAACCUUAAAGACUAGUUUAAUAAAAUAACCCCUCAG
Nematolebias whitei (Rio pearlfish) is the source of this 2484-nucleotide messenger RNA. RefSeq names its product interleukin 17 receptor D (gene il17rd). Gene Ontology annotation, molecular function: interleukin-17 receptor activity; protein binding. The record is from RefSeq and is a predicted model, not a curated record. Bases 1 to 2283 code for a protein of 760 amino acids. NCBI's taxonomy places the organism in Eukaryota, Metazoa, Chordata, Actinopteri, Cyprinodontiformes, Rivulidae. The transcript is spliced from 16 exons.